AUGAGUGUCUUGGAAAUUGAUUUGGUCACAGAAGCAGGUAGAAAAAAAUUUCAUGAAGAUAGCGGCGAUAUCUUUGUAUCCUGCGUGAGAGACCUCGUCAAAAUUCAACAACUGAGGAACUUGACUGCCUAUGACAAGGCCCAAGUUGAGACUAUACACCAAAUAUUGGUUAAACUCGCCACAACAAUGCCCCCCGAAGACUUCCGCAAGAAAGUGCCAGAAUUUGAUACCAUUAUGUUCAUGAGGCAUGCGAUGAUUGAAAUCCAAAGGUUGACUUCAGAACCCAGCUACAUCCAGACGGGCGAAUUGGACAAUCACGAAUGCGUGCUUAUUCCUCUGGCUGCGCUUUGCUUUCAGAUUGUCCCUGGUGCUGUUGCCUUUGAAAGCGAGUUCUUCCAAAUCUUGGCUGACUUUGUGAAAGCCCGUAGAUCCAAAAAAAAACGGCGUAGAUUGCCUUCACAAGAAAAUUGUAGACUCAUUUGCGAGAUUGUAUCCAACGCAUACAUCGCUUCGCAAGAAGGAUUUGAUAACAACUGGCCUGCAGAAAGGGUAUUUAAGAAGCUCGAGGAAAGUGGUAUCCUCCAACAGUUCCUCCGAUGUUUGACGGUUCCAGGGUCAAUGAAAAAUUAUCCCAAGAGAAUCACCUCAAUGCUCGACAACCUUCAUAAUUGUCCUUUGAUUCUGAAGAAAAAGUUUAAACGGGGCCAGCCUUGUGGUGAUACCUUAUCUGCCAUAAUAGAAGGUAGAGACGGAAGCGUGGACCAAGAAUCAGAUGUCAUCAAGUCGUUUCAGACCUUGAAGGAAGCUGCAACUGCAGCAGAUCCAACAAGGUACAAACCAAAGCAGGAGACUUGCAGCCACUGCGGCAAACAAGAACCUGCGGAAUCAAUAUCGCACAUGUCGUGUAGUCGAUGCAAGCUUGUCCAUUACUGCUCCAAAGCGUGCCAAAAAGCUCACUGGAAACAUCACAAGCAAUACUGCGUGCCAAUUUCCAAGCAAAGCAUGAAAAAAUUGGAUUUCCUUUCUAAAGCAGUAAACAACUUUCUGCAUCAAUACUAUGUAAACAUCAUGCUAACAAUGUUGGGGGAAUGCAAUGAUACAGGCUUGGAUAUGAAUGAGAUGAUUAUUGAGCUCAACUUCUCGGCAAACGAUGAUGGUAUGGUUCCUGCAAUGCAAAACCCGCCAAUUUUCAAGAUUACGCCAGCUCAGCGUUACAUCGAAGGAUUUCCGCGCGAGAUACCUGAUUGGAUCCGCAACGAUUUUGAUCUUGAUACUUCUGAAAAGAGAAUCCAACAGAACAUGGAUAUGAUACAGUCACUUGAUAUUCAGGCAAGCCCCACUACGAUUAUAGCACACUACGCUGACUGUGUCCAAAAUUUCAGUCCCCAGUCAGGCGACAAGAGAUUUUCCCAGGAUGCCCAAGAUGCCUUUUGGGAUGCCAUGCACCAACAUUUUGAACCUUUGUCAAAGAUACUUCGACCGGCCGAGUUGCAAAUCGCCCGACAGGCGAUCGGCCCGGAAUUUGUUGUAUACAAUCCUCCAAGUGAUGUGGCAGCCUUGAGCGAGGUCCGUGAAAUCCUGGACAGGAGUAGUGUUUGA
Molecule: messenger RNA, 1599 nt
Organism: Cylindrotheca closterium
Lineage: Eukaryota; Bacillariophyta; Bacillariophyceae; Bacillariales; Bacillariaceae
Source: the annotation of a GenBank genome assembly